UGCACUGAAUAUUUCUGCACACCAUAGAAGACGUUUAGAUAGUACAGUAUAUUGUUGUCGCUACCAGAUUGGGCGUGUCUAUGUAAACAGAACAGAGGACUCAGAAAGUCAGCUCGCUCAAAGUAUUUGAUCGAUCAUGGCUCCCGGAGGUGGAGCUUGUAGAGAAGUGGUGGAAACACAGCCGAAGUCUGCGAAUUUUGAUAUGGCAACGAAACGGCGACCGGAGAAAAGCAGGGCUCUGGUGAAGUAUGCCGGCGGGAGAGGCGACAAGAUGGAUGGGCCUUUGAAUUAUGACGUGCACCAGCUGCUGGAGUGCCCCGUCUGCAGAAAUUCGAUGCUUCCACCGAUUUUUCAGUGUCCAAAGGGGCACACCCUAUGCGCAAGCUGCAAUGGAGCGCACAAGAUUUGCCCGACUUGCCAAUCUGAGAUGGGAGACAUCAGGUGCUUAGUCCUGGAAAAAGUGGCCGACUCUUUGGAUCUUCCCUGCAGAUUCCAAAGCGCCGGCUGUGAUCAUAUAUUUCCGUAUUACAGGAAGCUGAAUCACGAAAAACGUUGUAGAUUCCGCCCCUACAAUUGCCCCUACGCAGGAUCAGAGUGUUGCGUCACCGGCGACAUCCCAGCCCUGGUAAAGCAUCUCAGGGAGGAUCACAAGGUCGACAUGCAUAACGGCUGCACCUUUAACCAUCGCUAUGUCAAGUCAGAUCCUCAACAAGUUGAAAACGCAACAUGGAUGCUCACUGUGUUUGACUGUCAUGGAAAGCAGUUCUGCUUGCAUUUUGAGGCAUUCCCUCUGGGAACGACGCCGGUGUACAUGGCCUUUCUGCGGUUCAUGGGCGAAGAUGGCGAGGCUAAAUUGUUCAGCUAUAGUUUGGAAGUAGGCGGGCAUGGGCGCAAACUGACAUGGCAAGGAGUGCCAAGGAGUAUCCGUGAAAGCCAUAGACAGGUUCGGGAUAGUCAAGAUGGGCUCAUAAUUCCAAGAACCAUAGCGCUUUACUUCUCCGCCGGCGAUGCCCAAGAGCUUAAGCUAAAGGUAACAGGUCGAAUAUGGAAGGAGCAGUAAUAUAAUAAGCUUCUAUAAGCUCAUCUCAUCUGCUUAUUAUUUGUACAGUUGUUAAAAUAUAAUGGACUAAAAUUUGUAAGGAUAAAAUUUCAUGCCAAUCAGAUAUACAAGCACCAUAAAAAUGCAGAAUAUAUAUUUGUUCCU
Ipomoea nil (Japanese morning glory) is the source of this 1204-nucleotide messenger RNA. Its product is annotated as E3 ubiquitin-protein ligase SINAT2-like. Lineage: Eukaryota; Viridiplantae; Streptophyta; Magnoliopsida; Solanales; Convolvulaceae. The record is from RefSeq and is a predicted model, not a curated record. Gene Ontology annotation, molecular function: ubiquitin protein ligase activity; zinc ion binding; protein binding. Gene Ontology annotation, biological process: ubiquitin-dependent protein catabolic process; multicellular organism development. The coding region runs from base 137 to 1060 and encodes 307 amino acids. The transcript is spliced from 3 exons. Gene Ontology annotation, cellular component: cytoplasm.